AUGCUUUCAUAUCUUACAAAGUCCAGGUCAUUGCUUGGCCGAAAGAUUUCCCAAUGGCCUCGAUGCUACUCCCAAGGCACAUCACGCGCAUUAGAUCCUCUGCGCAUUCUCUUCUGCGGCUCGGAUGAGUUUAGCUGCGCUUCUCUGAAAGCUGUCUAUGAAGAGCAUAGCCAAAACAAGGGAUUGAUUGAAUCGCUAGAGGUUAUGGCUCUGCCGCCAAAACGUUCAGGAAGAGGGUUUUCGUCUCUGAAACAAGUGCCUUGUAAUUUACUAGCAGAAGAGUUGGGAUUGAAAAUACACCAGCAAGCAACGUUCAAAGGGUGGAAUCUACCUGAAGGAACAGAUCUAGUGAUUGCUGUGUCGUUUGGACUUUUUGUACCGCCAAGAAUAUUGGGAUCAGCCAAGUACGGUGGUCUUAAUGUGCAUCCUUCUCUCCUCCCCGACCUCCGUGGACCUGCUCCAAUCCACCAUGCGAUACUAAGGGGAGACAGUCAUGUCGGUGUUUCAUUACAAACACUGGACGACAAAUCCUUUGAUCACGGAACCGUGCUAUCCCAAACUCCGCGCCCUGGGAUACCAGUGCCAUCAGACUGCACAGUUCAAGAACUCACAGAUCUCCUUGCUCCAGUCGGAGCCCAGAUGCUGGUACAAGGCCUACGAGACGGCGUAUACGUACCGCCACACCAGAAUAGAGGAUGGAAAGGCGAGGAGCUUGACCAAGGGCAGCUCAUUCAUGCGCCAAAGAUUAGCAAAGCUGAUGGACAUAUCAGGUGGUCCAGCUGGACGGCGGAUAACAUCGUGCGAGCGAUAAGAGUCCUAGGGUCCGUUUGGACAGAAGCCGUCAGUAAGAAGGGAGAGAAGAAGCGUCUGAUUUUCCAAGACGCCGAAACCGUGUCCCCUGACAAUGUUAAGAUCGAUGGUACUACAGUUCGUUUUAUAGGUCAUGGGCCAGGUUCAUUCAGCGCUCUCGUGUCAGACCAGGGUGACGGUAGCUAUGUUAUUAGGACUUCAGACGAUAAAAUGAUUCGGGUGAAGAAGAUCAAAGUAGAGGGAAAGCCGGAGCGACCGGCUGACGUGGCACUGAAGCCCUACAUCGAAGUUUAA
Molecule: messenger RNA, 1104 nt
Organism: Fusarium venenatum
Lineage: Eukaryota; Fungi; Ascomycota; Sordariomycetes; Hypocreales; Nectriaceae
Product: formyl transferase
Biological process (GO): conversion of methionyl-tRNA to N-formyl-methionyl-tRNA; biosynthetic process
Cellular component (GO): mitochondrion
Molecular function (GO): methionyl-tRNA formyltransferase activity
Source: RefSeq, a predicted model, not a curated record